Messenger RNA from Haliotis rubra (blacklip abalone), 2887 nucleotides. Its product is annotated as stereocilin-like. The record is from RefSeq and is a predicted model, not a curated record. The transcript is spliced from 17 exons. Gene Ontology annotation, biological process: cell-matrix adhesion. Gene Ontology annotation, cellular component: cell surface. Lineage: Eukaryota; Metazoa; Mollusca; Gastropoda; Lepetellida; Haliotidae. Bases 279 to 2411 code for a protein of 710 amino acids.
GCCCCAUCUGCCGGAAGCUGCGCGAGUUGCCGGACUGGGAUGAAGACCGUGACAUCACCCAGGAGAAACUGCUGAAGCUGGGGCCCAUCUUGGGUGGAUGUGGAAACGACUUCUUCGAUGAUCUCCCCUCAACAGUGAUACAGGGGGCGCUGAGUGCCAUAAAGGAUAUCGACUUUGAUGACGCGGAGGCUGGAGAGCUGCUUGGAAAAUUGAGUAUUCCGGAGUUCAAAGAUUUCUCAACAGCCCAGUUCAGACAAAUUGGCAAGCUGGCCAAGGGCAUGAGAGCCGAUGACAUUGAUGACCUCCCAGACAGCGUUGUUGCCGACACCCUAGAAGACCUUGACGACAUGGACAUGGACGACUGGAAACGGAAGAUGUAUAUCUACAAGGCGAUGACCAGCAACAACAACAAGCUCCCCUCCAAACUCCUCGUUCUUCCUCAUUUCGCUAAAGCCCUCAGCAUGGACGACAUUGAAACAGCCGACGCACACGACAUCAAACUGCACCUGGCGAACGCUGGCAACAUCAAAUGGAGAAGAGGCUUGGCCUCGGCUCUGUUCCACAAGAUACGCGCAGUCAACCCAAGCCUGCACGUUGACGACCUGCACGAACUUGGCAGCAUCGUCACGGGUAUGUCCGAAGAAGACAUCAGCAACAUGCGUGAUGACAAGAUGAACGUCGUCAACCUCGCCGCCCAACUGGCCGACUACGACGACGAUCUGACAUUGUCACAGUCUGAAGCCAUGGCCGUAAAGAUUAGAAACGUCUUCCACUUCGACAACCGCAACAUUGUUGAGAUGGACGAAACUGAUGUAUUGCAAGUGGCACCAUUCCUCCAGUAUCUGCCAGAAGCCCAGUUCAACAAGAUCAAGAUGUCGCAGCCUGCCAGGGAAGCCUUCCUCACAUCCAUGAACAGAGGCGCUAAGUCCAAGAUCAGCCGGGAGAAACUCAUGUACCUCAUGGGACAGGGAGAAUCCAUGCUAAACACACAGGAAUACCGAAUGACUGAUAUGGGGACGGAAUGGGACGACAGGAAGGUUGCCAAGCUGGGAGGUCUUCUUCAGGGCAUGCCAGACAAGGUGAUCAUGAGGCUGCCAGGCUCUGCCCUGAUGAGGAACAUCCGCAGCUUCUCUGGGGCAGCGUUGACCAAGGUCCAGGCAGAGGCCGUCAUGAGCAAGGUCGAGGAACAUGACUCGUCCUGGCAUUGCAAACGAGAGCGUCUGGCCCAGGUGGGACCUUUCCUAAAGCAUCUGAGUGAAGACAAGUUGAAGACAAUCUGUAAGUCUGAAAUGGCAGCUGCAGCCUCUGCUGUAAUCAAGGGCAUGAACCGCGUCGACCAGGCCAGGAUGGAGAGAAGGAGGCAGGGCUUUAUGAGGGAAGAGGCUAUGGCGUCAACAGAUGGAGAGAAAAGAGUAGUGCAACUCAUUCAGGAGAGUCUGAGUUCCGACGUAACGACCAGGAGGAGAAGAGCCGUUGAUGCUCCUAUGUGCGCCCAGAUGAAGAUCCUAGGGGUGAAGGCCGCCCUCCUGGAGGUGGCGACUCUCUCCGCCAUGGACCACACGGUGGAAUUCCCCAACUGUCUGCAGACUCUGGGAUCUGUCAGUGACUGGGACAAACAUCAGCUCACCGCCCUGCUGGUCAAGGCACAGGAUGUUUACGGACCUCCGAACACGUGGAGCGUGGAGAUCAUCAGACAGGCAGGAAGCAUAUUGGCCGCCCUCACACCGGCCGAGCUGAGUCAGAUCAAACUGUUCACUCUUGACGCUAUAGCCUCCGCAGGAAAACAUCACCUUUUCUCACAGCAACAGCUGAAGGCUGGCUUCUACAGAUGGCUGAACAACUCCAAGGCUAAUGACAUCAGCAGAGUUUCAGCUGCUGAAAUGUCAUCCCUCGGACACUUCAUCUGUGCCCUUGAGCCUUCAGAAAUCCUCCUCUUCUCAUCCUCGGCAAUCAGGGGUGCUCUAAAUGUGAUUGGUGGAGUGAGGUCAUGUGACAUAAAUCAGCUUCAAGCCUUUGCUGCGAAGACGAUAGAGAUAUAUGGUGGCAAUGUGGGCAGUUGGAAUGAACCCGUUAUCUCCGAUAUGGGAAUAGUGAUCGGUGGAUUAAAGGCCAACCAGAUAAGAAUGCUGACAGCCAAACAGAUUGCAGUUAUAAACACAGAAGUCAUUCCACACCUCUCACACGAUGUUAUGCAGUCGUUCACAGCAAACCAGAUGAGCAGGUUCAGUUCAAACCAGGCAAAUGCUCUCACUGAGGAACAGUAUCGCCAUCUCUCCGCUGGCCAAAAGGAGGUCAUCUCUCGCAAAGUGACCAUUGCAUUCAGAGAUUAUCCUGCUGGCGCUGCUGGUCUAUCUCACUUGACACCGUUAUCCGCAAUCACCUGUUUGGUCGGUUUCUUCCUACGCUUUUAAUAGCACAGUGUGUAUCACAAGGGUGUACUCAAGUAUCUACGAUACGAAUACAAACACUUCAAGAAAUCACAGGAUACAAUCUCAAAUCGAGGGAUGCCACUGUUACAUAUUGAAAGUUCUGUGAAAACAUCUUCUGUUGAAUUUCGUGAAUUCCAGUCAUCCGGACUCUCCAGAACUGAGCGUGAAAAUUUAUAUUGUUGUGUGCACUGCAAAUGCAAACAUCCGGGCAAGAGAAAGCAUACACUUAGAAAUUAAGUUUAACCAAAUAACAAAAGUUAUCAAAACGUUACUGGCUGUAAACACUACGAAAUUGAGGUCCAAAAACUACUGCGACAGCCAAAUAUACUGAAAGAAACAAAUAAAGGAACACAUAAAGGAACACAUAAAGGAACACAUAAAAAUUCAAGUGUUCCGUCAAUAUUUUCCAGUUUUCAUCACCAGCUUUGAAUAGUGCUGUGGGAGGAAAUCUGAGAAUA